CUAUAAUUAUCAUACUAUACGAUUUGUUGAUAGUACGUAAUAAUUAAUCUGACGGAGACAAAUAAUAAUGCAAAGAAACACAACGAAUACGCUAAAUUUAACCGAGCAGUGAACGAGACCAAUAAUGCAGGAAGGUAAGGACGUUUGAAAUUCGUUACAACAGACGGUGAUCGCGUAUGUAGCUGUGAUCGAGACUAAAAAUGCCAUUCAAGUUACGAUUGAAAAGAAGCCGCCAGUACAAUGUCGUCUCAAAAUCACUAUUCGUCGUCGGAGUCGAACUUCUGGACAGCACAUCGGUCGAGUGUACGUUGGCGACCGAAUCUCUCGGAAGGGAAUGUCUGGAUAAUAUUUGCCAAAAACUCUCAUUCCAACAGCCCGAGUUUUUCGGAUUAAGGUACGUUUCUCGAAACGGGGCUCCUAGAUGGGUUGAAUUGGAUCGUCCGCUGAAACGGCAGCUAGAUAAGCAUUCGAUCAAGUACACGUUGUAUCUGCGAAUCAUGUACUACGUCUCCGGUAUCAAUUUGUUGACUGAUGAAAUGACUAGGUAUCAUUACUUUUUACAACUCAAAUCGGAUGUUAUAGAAGGACGAAUAAAAUGUAAUACAGAACAAGCUAUAUUACUCGCUAGUUACAGUAUGCAAGCCGAAUUUGGCAAUCAUGACGUUGAGAAGCACACGCCGGAGUACUUGAAAGAAUUCGUCUUGUUCCCGAAACACAUCAUCAACGGUCAUCAAGGCGAAUUGACCGAGGCUGUUAUUUGUCAGCAUGCAGCUUUAGCCGGGUUACCUCAAGGUACAGCCGAAGAGUAUUAUAUUUUAGCAGCUCAACAAUUAGAAGGAUAUGGACAGGAGACGUUUACUGCGAAAGAUGGAAGUAGUAACGAAGUAUUGAUCGGAAUUUCACUGACUGGAAUCACUGUUCGAAGCGACGUAUCCCAACCUGCCAAAUUUUACAAAUGGAGAGAUAUUACUAACGUAGUUAAUCAUAAACGGUAUUUCGGUAUCGAGUGUCAAAUCCCCGAAGAAACCGUGCAUUAUCAAUUCGCUGACGUGGAAUCGGCCAAAUACGUUUGGCGUAUGUGCGUUCAUCAGCAUACAUUUUUCGCUCAAUACGGUCAAUCAGCUGAUCAAGGCAACGCGGCGGAAAUUGUGAAAGCUUUGCUGUCCAGAAAUACACCGGAUGAAUUGCAUAUGAAUAGCAGCCACGAAGAAAUAGACGGAGAUUAUAAAAUGGACGAGCAAGUUUCAGAUAAAAAUAUGAAAAUGAUCGAAGAAAAUUCAAUUAUGGGAUGGGAAAGGCAAAAAGCGCAAUCUACUUCUUGUCUCGACCUUUCAUCGGUUAAUCCGGAAAUUGAUCGAUUGAGAGCUUUACUGCCCGGUUACCGUCAAGCUCCAGAUUACGAGACGGCUAUCCAAAAGAAAUACCAUAACCAUCGUAACGAAAUUCGUAACGUUAUACCGAAUCCAGUACUGUACAGUAGUCAUCCAGAUAUUCAUUCGGCGGCUCAUUUGCAGCAACACAAUCACAUGUAUAAGCAUUAUCCGGACGUGGCUCAAGUAGAGCGAUUGUAUAGAUCGGAGCAUGUACCAGUACCUCAUGUCGAUCAGGUCAUUCACACGUAUAGCACUCCUGAAUUGGAUACCGUUACCAAUAACCUAAUCCAAGGUAUGCAAAUGAUGCAUUUAUGCAAACCACCCCCACCGUACCCGAUCAAUAGACCGAGUAGCAAUAGUACGCCCGAUUUGGCGUCGCAGACGUUCGCUCAUCAUAGUCAUUAUAUUAUAAGUUCGCAGGUCAGCGGAUCGAGCCCUGAUUUGGUAUCGUCUCGGUCACCGUACAAUUUGCCAUAUACCGAUUAUCGUAAUUUGCAGUAUUCCAACAUGUUACCUAAUGCUGAAGCCCAUCGAACGUAUACUAAUUUAGCUAUGCUGGAUCCUCAACAAAGAAUAAACGAUUUGAAAGCUAAAUUAGAUCCGGUCGGUUUAUACAUGAAGAGACAAAACGGAGGUGUUUUCUCACCAACUCCUGUCACAUCCUACAUGGUCGGCAGCAAUCUUUAUAAUGGCGUUGGUAACAUCUCCGAACCUAUUUACGAAAACGUUCCUCUACCAUGGCCACCGCCAUCGCAGCAGCAGCAGCAUUCGAUCGACACCUCGAACAACAUAGCAGGACUAGGUAGCAGCAGUAGUGGGAUCGCAGUCGGUCUCGGCGCCGGUGGCGGUGCAUCAUCUAGCAUGGUCGAAAGUCGUAGCAGAGCUUCCAGUAUACAAUCAGCUCCGGAAAUGAGCACGGUGACGAUAACGACGACAACGGCGACUAGUUCGACUGGUCCUUCGAUGACAACGGAUCGAAAUAACGUAACGAACGUUACCAUUACAUCGGCAGCUUCUGUGACAGUUGACGAAAUGAAAGCUUCGGUUUCGGGCACUGGCAGCAGUAUCGGCGGCGCAGACGCUAAUAAAAGUAUCUCUUUCUCGAAUCCGUCCUCUACAUCGUCGUCGUCCAGACUUACUUCGGCUAAUCAUUCGGUUAAUACCUCCUUCGAUUCGUCUCAUUUCGAUAGCAAUCACUCCGGAACGUUGAGCAAGGAUCGAGGUGGUGGUCAGAAAGGACGUCGUAAAUGGGGCGGAAUUCUCGGCGGCGGUACUAAACACAAGCAUGGUAAUCGUCACGACGACGAUAUGGUUGACGGGAUUCGGCCAGGUGCAGGGUUACACGAUACGCUACCCAAACAUCCGCUACCGACCUCUAUCUCUAAAGAAGCUAUGUGUCAAUUAUUGGAACGUAAAUUGGAAGAUAGUCAAUUGAUAUUCGAAUUCGAGAAAAUUCCCAGGUUCAAAAGCAACACCGAUUUUACCACCGCUCAUCUACCGGAGAAUAUCAAUCGAAAUAGGCAUAAGGAUAUUUUACCUUACGAAGAAAAUCGUGUACGUUUGAGUCCUACCAAAGAAAACAAACACGGAUACAUUAACGCUUCCAAUAUCACGGCUUCGGUUGGUAAUCAACAAAAAUUCUACAUUGCUGCUCAAAGUCCCCUCCCAUCGACAGUUAACCACUUCUGGCAAAUGAUCUGGGAAACAGACGUAUACCUGGUGGUAAACUUGAGCGAUUUAAACGACUGCAACACCGUUCCUUAUUAUCACUCUACGUUGACGGAUAAACCUUUCGAAAGCGGAGAGUUCCAAGUCUGGAGUCAGUUUUCGCAAGAGACCGGACAUUGUAUUACGACUAAAUUACGUGUAUUUCAUAGCUCGUCCAGACGUGUUCGAGGUAUUUGGCAUUUACAGUACACCGAAUGGGUAAACGACGGAUGUCCUAAAGAUGUAGCUCAUUUUUUGGGUUUUAUCGAAGAAUUGAGUUCCGUUCGUCAGCAUACAAUUACGGAGAUCCCAUCGCAACAUAAUAGAAAUCCACCUGUUUUGGUACAUUGCUGCACUGGUAUUGGUCGAACAGCGGUGACCAUUUUGAGCGAUUUGUUAUUGUAUACCUUAGAUCAUAACCAGGAACUGGAUAUCGCUAGAGUUGUGCUGUUAAUGCGCCACCAAAGAAUGCUGAUGAUCGAAACAGUUACACAGUACAGAUUUGUAUAUAGUUUAUUAGCAUAUUACUUGAAAAAUUCUAGACUUAUAUAAUGGUGUUUUAUAUUCAUUCUUUUGUCUAUCAUUUUUACGAAUAAGUCAAUUAAUGUGUACUAAUAUUAUUCACUGCCUUUUUACUGUUUUUUCUUCUUUUUUUUUUAUAUUAUUCGAUAGAUUAAAAGACAAUCUAAUAAUUUUUUUAACUGAUGGACAAAUCGAACGUUUUUAAUCGCUUAUAUAUUAUAUUAUGAGAUAUGUUUUUCUUCCAUAUCAUUUAUUUUUGAAAAUUGAUACAGGGUAUCAGUGAUUUUUUUACGCCUAAAAGGCUCGUUGUUACCUCGUUUUCGAUUUUUUUUUUCAAAUUUUAUAUAUUGAUUUUUUACGAUUGUAAUUUUUUACCCCCUCUAUGUUGUACAAGUACAACAAAGAUAUUUGACGAUCAAAAAGAAAUCAAGACAGGGCAACUUUUUCGAAACAAUUACUAUACGAUUUUUUACGUUUUAACUUUUAAGUGUAGAUUUUUGACUUUUUUUCUCCCCAUCUAGAUGGAACAAAAAUAAUGUUUAUUCGCGAAUUAUUUUUUUUUAUACUAUAACUGUUACCAUAUGUAGGUAUUUUAAGUAAUAAAAUUGUUUAUUUAUUUUGGAAUGUUAUUGUAGACGAUUCUUGUUGAUUUUUUUAGGCUCGUUCAUCAAGUCCAGCGGAUUUGAUUGUUUGUUUGUUUUAUCUCUCUUUUUAAUAUUGUAUGGUUAUCGUUUUUAUUUUUUUGUCUUUUUGAGUUUUGUAUGACAAUAUUUUAUUUAUUCCACUAACCUAUAUAAAUUUUACCGAAUAAAACCUUCUUUUUUUA
Planococcus citri (citrus mealybug) is the source of this 4428-nucleotide messenger RNA. RefSeq names its product tyrosine-protein phosphatase non-receptor type 14-like. The transcript is spliced from 20 exons. The record is from RefSeq and is a predicted model, not a curated record. The coding region runs from base 201 to 3632 and encodes 1143 amino acids. Gene Ontology annotation, biological process: protein dephosphorylation. Gene Ontology annotation, molecular function: protein tyrosine phosphatase activity. Gene Ontology annotation, cellular component: cytoskeleton. Lineage: Eukaryota; Metazoa; Arthropoda; Insecta; Hemiptera; Pseudococcidae.